Glycine soja is the source of this 2018-nucleotide messenger RNA. RefSeq names its product protein DETOXIFICATION 48-like. The transcript is spliced from 2 exons. Gene Ontology annotation, biological process: xenobiotic detoxification by transmembrane export across the plasma membrane. The record is from RefSeq and is a predicted model, not a curated record. Gene Ontology annotation, cellular component: membrane. The coding region runs from base 203 to 1849 and encodes 548 amino acids. Gene Ontology annotation, molecular function: antiporter activity; xenobiotic transmembrane transporter activity. NCBI's taxonomy places the organism in Eukaryota, Viridiplantae, Streptophyta, Magnoliopsida, Fabales, Fabaceae.
UCUCAUACACAAAACCCUUUUAUUCUCUCAAACAAGUCUGAAACGCAGUGCACGAUCACUAAGCCCAAGCCAAGAAAGUAGUAGCCAAGCUAGCUCUUGUAUAUUCAAGCCUUUGUUAUAUAUUAUAGUCAUAUCUCUCUUUCUAAGUCGUUUAUAUUUCCAGAACUACACAGCUUCGAGUAUUAAUAGCUAGCCAGUCAUCAUGUGUAAUCCAAAACCAUCCUCAUCAUCCCCAUUUCUGUGUCCCACAAAAAACCACAUCAUAAGUACUCCCGACCCCAAACUCAUAAAUCACCCUCCUCCCGUUGAUGAUCAACUUCAAGAUGAACUUCACAGAUGGCCAACUCCUAAUGAGAUAGUAGCAGAAAUGAAGGCCAUAGGAAAGAUAUCAGGGCCAACAGCUCUCACCGGUUUAAUCAUAUAUUCGAGAGCCAUGAUCUCCAUGGUCUUCCUGGGCUACCUAGGCGAGAUGGAGCUCGCCGGAGGCUCCCUCUCGAUCGGGUUCGCCAACAUCACCGGCUACUCCGUGAUCUCGGGCCUGGCCAUGGGAAUGGAACCCAUUUGCGGGCAAGCCUACGGUGCCAAACAAUUGAAGACACUGGGCCUAACCCUCCAGAGAACCGUCCUCCUUCUCCUCUCAAGCUCCCUCCCCAUUUCCCUGACGUGGCUGAACAUGAAGAACAUCCUCUUAUGGUGCGGGCAGGACCAUGAGAUCUCCAGCACAGCACAGACCUUCAUCCUCUUCUCUAUCCCAGACCUCUUCCUCCUCUCCCUCCUCCACCCUCUGAGAAUCUACCUCAGAACACAAAGCAUCACAUUACCCCUAACCUACUGCUCCGCCGUCUCCGUCCUCCUCCACGUCCCUCUCAACUUUUUAUUAGUGGUCCACUUAAAAAUGGGUGUGUCUGGCGUCGCAAUAGCGAUGGUGUGGACCAAUCUAAACCUCUUCCUCUUCCUUUCUUCCUUUAUUUACUUCUCCGGGGUUUAUAAGGACUCCUGGGUUCCCCCUAGCACUGACUGCCUCAGGGGAUGGUCUUCCUUACUUGCACUUUCUGUUCCAACCUGCGUCUCCGUUUGUCUAGAAUGGUGGUGGUACGAACUCAUGAUCAUUCUCUGUGGACUCCUUCUGAACCCAAAAGCCACCAUUGCCUCCAUGGGUAUCCUCAUUCAAACCACUUCCUUGGUCUACGUCUUCCCUUCUUCUCUCAGCCUCGCCGUCUCCACCAGAGUCGGGAAUGAGUUAGGCGCCAACCGCCCCGCCAAAGCACGCAUUUCCAUGAUAGUCUCACUCGCCUGUGCUGUUGCCUUGGGCGUCACCGCCAUGCUCUUCACCACUUUAAUGAGACACCGCUGGGGGAGAUUCUUCACCUCUGACCAACAAAUUCUCCACCUUACGUCCAUUGCUUUGCCCAUUGUUGGCCUCUGCGAGCUUGGAAACUGCCCCCAGACCACGGGCUGCGGCGUCUUGAGAGGCAGCGCCAGGCCCACCGUCGGUGCUAAUAUCAAUUUGGGCUCCUUUUAUUUGGUUGGCAUGCCUGUCGCGGUUCUUCUCGGGUUUGUUGGGAAAAUGGGCUUUCCUGGGCUCUGGCUUGGGUUGCUUGCGGCCCAAGGCUCAUGUGCUGCUCUCAUGAUAUUCGUUCUCUGCACCACUGACUGGAACGCCCAAGUGCAAAGGGCCAACGAGCUUACUAAUGCUAAUUCUGCUCCUUCCAAAUUACCUACUACGGAGUGUAACAAUGUUCGUCUUCCAGAGAUUCUUGUCAUGGACACGGAGGAUCAUCAUGAUGAGAUUAUUACCAAGACACCUUCUCUUGAAACAGACCCUCUCAUUAUACACACUUCCAAAUGAGAUUGCUUGGGUUUGGAUUGUACUGUAGAGAAAAAGGAAUAUUUAUUUCAUUUCCCCGUUAUUUAUUUGUCCCACAUCGCUUACUUUUCUUUCUUUUAGCUAGUCCCCUAGUCGCGUUAGUAACAGUUUGGUGCAUUAAUAGACAAGUUUACAUGUUAAUUAAUAAUAA